AUGGCACCUCUUAAUAUUCAUAUUAAAGAUGUAGUAUUUGUCACACCAUCCAAGGUCACUCCUUCCUCAAUUCUUUCUCUAUCAACACUUGACAACAUACCUGACCACAAUAGCCUAUGUCAAACCAUUCAUGUUUACAAAUCAUCACAAAAUCAUGGUGCUUACACAAAUGACCAAAUUGACCCUAACCCUAUUAAUGUGAUCAAGGAAGCACUCUCAAAGGCUUUGUUCUAUUACUACCCUCUUGCUGGUAGGCUUGUGAAACAUGUUGAUGGGAAGUUUAGAGUUCAUUGCAAUCCCAACAUUGGAGUUCCAUUUGUGGAGGCAAUUGCUAAUUGCAAUCUUUCUUCUCUUCAUUACCUUGAUGUUAGUGAUACACAAGUUGCAAAACUCUUUGCCUUUGAUCUUCCUUCACAAGAUGAAGAAAGAGUUAAACAAUAUCCUUUAGGGUUCAAGGUGACAAAAUUCUUAUGCGGCGGAUUCGUCCUUGGCAUGGCAGUUUCGCAUGUUGUCAUAGAUGGAUGCGGCGCAUCUCAAUUCUUAAGAGCUAUAAUUGAAUUUGCAAGUGGAAGAAAUGAGGCUUCAGUAAAGCCUGUUUGGGAAAGAGAAAGGCUAAUUGGGUCAUUUACAAACACUCCAUUGCCAAGUCCCAUGGAUGGUCCCUCGGUCGCGAGUUCACCAUAUCUUCCCUCCAAAACACUUGUACAUGAAUGUUUUAAGGUGGAUGAUGAGAACAUAAGAAGACUCAAGAUGAGUUUGAUCAAAGAAUUUGACAACAAUAUUAUUGAAACCACAAAAGAAAACAUCAUCAUCACAAGUUUUGAAUCACUAGCUGCUUAUGUUUGGAGAUCAAGAGUUAGAGCCCUAAAACUUAGCUAUGAUGGGAAAACAAUGCUUAGUGUGAUAGUGGGAAUUAGAAGGCACUUGCUAGAUCCUCCUUUGCCAGAAGGGUAUUAUGGGAAUGCAAUUGUGGAUGCAAAUGUGGUGCUAAAGGUGAAGGAACUCAAUGAGAAGCCACUCUCACAAGUUGUGAAGCACAUCAAAGAGAGCAAGAAGGUUGCUUUUACAAAGGAAUAUAUUAGAAACUCAAUUAACACUUUUGAGUCAACGGUUGAGGAUUUUGAUGUGGAAGGUAGUGGUGCAUUCAUGAGUUUGACUGAUUGGAAACAUUUAGGGUUCUUGGAAAAAUUGGAUUUUAGAGGGAAUGUGUUGGUGAAUGCACUACCUGCUCCAUGCAACACGUUUGGGUCAGUUGGAUUGUGCAUUUUUGCACCUCUUAGUAACAUUGAUUCAUCAAUGAAAGGAGGAGUUAGGGUUUUUGUGUCACUCCCCAAUGAUGCCAUGCCCAAGUUUAGGGAGGAGAUGGAAGCACUUAGGUUUAUUAAUUAA
Messenger RNA from Arachis stenosperma, 1389 nucleotides. Its product is annotated as spermidine coumaroyl-CoA acyltransferase-like. The record is from RefSeq and is a predicted model, not a curated record. The transcript has a single exon. Lineage: Eukaryota; Viridiplantae; Streptophyta; Magnoliopsida; Fabales; Fabaceae. The coding region runs from base 1 to 1389 and encodes 462 amino acids.